AUGGCAGCCGCUACGCUGCUGAGCCACCACCCGAGCCCGCUGUCUGCGCCGCUGUUCAAGGAGGCGCGCGACACAUGGGCCCGCGACCCCAUCAUCGACUACGACGAGGUCAAGCAGCUGUCGCAGCAGCCCACGGACGACGUGCUGCUCGUCGACGUGCGCGAGCCGGACGAGAAUGCGCUCGGGAGCAUCCCCAGCGCUGUCAACCUCCCCCUGUCGCGGCUUGACGACGCGCUCGCCGUCGGCUUCAACCCCGGUGCAUUCCAGCAGGAGUUUGCGUUCCCCAAGCCCGUCAACGGCCAGAACAUCGUCUUCUACUGCCGGUCAGGCAAGCGCUCCGCCACUGCCUGCGAGGUCGCGAACCGCCACGGAUACCUCAACACGCGCAACUACGUGGGGUCGUGGCUCGAGUGGUGCGAGAAGGAGGGCAUCGACAACAACGAGGACUAG
Cutaneotrichosporon oleaginosum is the source of this 450-nucleotide messenger RNA. RefSeq lists its product as uncharacterized. Gene Ontology annotation, molecular function: thiosulfate-cyanide sulfurtransferase activity. Lineage: Eukaryota; Fungi; Basidiomycota; Tremellomycetes; Trichosporonales; Trichosporonaceae. Gene Ontology annotation, cellular component: mitochondrion. The record is from RefSeq and is a predicted model, not a curated record.